This is a messenger RNA of Lactuca saligna, 1432 nucleotides long. NCBI's taxonomy places the organism in Eukaryota, Viridiplantae, Streptophyta, Magnoliopsida, Asterales, Asteraceae. The record is from the annotation of a GenBank genome assembly.
AUGUGUGCUUUGGUGCAAAUCCGACAUCCAGAAUUUUACAUCAAACUCACUACCGUGUGGAGGUCAGACUUCGAGGUAAUGGUGGAAGUUCAACCCCAAAUUUUGGAUAGAAUCAGCACUCUUCCUCAAGACACAAUUGAAAAAAUUCUGACUCUUAUUCCAAUCGAAGAUGCAUUGAGGACGAGCAUUUUGUCAAAGAAAUGGAGGCAUUGCUGGAAGGGCAUGCAUAAACUUGUGUUUGAUGACAAGUACAUGAAUAUGUCAUCAAAUAGCAAACAAAUCAAGAAAUAUAAGUUUGUCAAUGCCAUCUUCCAUGUUUUGUUGCUACACAACGGUCCAAUAUCAGAAUUUGGUAUCUCUAUUAAUACUAAUAAAAAAAUUUAUGAUGAGAUUGACCAAAUAAUAGUUCAUCUUUCAAAGAGCAAAAAGAUCAAUAAAUUCAUCUUUAAGAGUUGGUCAAAUGACGUCAUAGAGUUAUACUAUUUUAAGCGCUACAAGCUACCCUCUGUGUUCUUUUCAUUUCAAGGACUAGAACACCUACAUCUCACAUAUUGUGUCAUUGAGCUUCCAUUAACAUCUGAUGGAUUUAUUAUGUUGACGAGUCUCAGAUUAUGCAGUGUCAACAUCACUAAGAACACGCUUCUACAAUUACUUACCAAUUGCCCACUACUUUUAAAAUUUAUCCUGAUGGGAUGUCAAAACGAUUCUACUACACAAGGAGACAAGUGUACAUUUCUUGAGCUAUCGGAGCGUUUACCUUUGGUUCAGGUUCUGAAAAUCUCUAAGCAUUAUAUGGAGCAACCUGAUGCUGCAGUUGGUAUGGAGAAACUUCCCAAUUCACUAGUUCACUUGAGGAUACUUGUUCUUGAUGUGUGUUUUCUGGAACAAAAUGGGCUUUCUUAUGCUCUCAGUGUGGUCAGCAGCUCCCCAAAUUUGGAGAAGAUAAAAAUCGAGUUGGGUUUGAAUGGUCAGCCUUGGGUUGGACAAACUUGCAAGGACUUGCUUGAUCUUCAAGACUACUCAGGCCGCCAUUUGGAUCAUCUUAAAGAACUGGAGAUGACAAGUUUCCAUUACUGUCCCCCAGAGAUGGCGUUUGUGAAAUUCAUCAUGGCUAAGUCACCUGUGCUUCAGAAAGCACGAAUAGAGCUCUAUACAACUGUUUCUGUUGACGAAGAAAAUAAGAUGCUUAGAGAUUUGCUACGAUUAACAUUUCCACGUGCAUCACCAGCUGUGGAUAUCAUUAUCGAACGCUAAAUUUAAUUUUCUUAGUUAAAUAAAAGGAUUGUUUAAAUGUAUUUUUGGGUUGAUUACAAGUAUUAUGACAACUGUUACUUUCUACCCCCUGUAUUUUCGACUAAUAAAACACUAGUGAAAGCUAUAGGAUGUAAGUGUUAUAUAAUUUGAAUACAAUACUAAAAACAAAAUAUGAACA